Cajanus cajan (pigeon pea) is the source of this 4023-nucleotide messenger RNA. RefSeq lists its product as uncharacterized. The record is from RefSeq and is a predicted model, not a curated record. NCBI's taxonomy places the organism in Eukaryota, Viridiplantae, Streptophyta, Magnoliopsida, Fabales, Fabaceae.
CAAGACCAUGUUACUGGCUGUUUGGAUCAAGUAUAAACACUCUGGCAAUGUCACAGAAAUCAAGCUGUCUUCAAAUGACUAAAGAUAGGAGCAUGUGAAUAACAUCAUCAGUAUCACUAUCAUGGAUUUGGAAAGCUGAGCAUGGGCAACGAAAUGGGUAAUAACAAUACAUCAGCUAUCAAAGAGGAAGAUAACAUAAGUGAAGCCGAGAGAAAGACUUUCCAAGAGGAUACCAGUGAACUUGCAAAUGGGGUGUCACAAGAUAUUCAUGCAGGCAAUGACAAGGAAGAAAAUCAGAAUAUACCAACAUCUAUAGCCAAAGAUGUUAUGGAAAAAGCUUCCAGUGGUAUAACAAAUGAACUUGGCCCAGAUACAUGGCAAGAAGAUGGUCAUUCAGAAGAUGUAAAAGGGAAAACUCAAACAAUUGCAACUGAUGAAGCCAAAGAUGAUGACACACAUGAGAAAGCUAUAUGGUUUGCUUCUAACCAUACAACAAGCAUGCUUGAAAAUGAUUCAAUGGAAGGAGAUACUCAUGCAGUUGAUGUAAAUAUGGAAAAUCAAAUGCUUCCAACAGCUGAAGCUGAAGAUAUUCAGGAGAAAGCUGAAGGGGUGGUUUCUGAGGAUGCAGCAACUGAACUUGGAAAAUUUGGACUUCAAGAAGAUAGUCAUGCAUGUGAUAAAAAUAUGGAAAAUCAAAUGCUUCCAACAGCUGAAGCUGAAGGUGUUCAGGCGAAAGCUUCAGGAGUGGUUUCUGAAGAUGCAACAACUGAACUUGGAAAAGUUACACUGCAAGAAGAUAGUCAUGCAGAUGAUGUGAAAGACAAAAUGGACAUGAUUCCAACAGAUGAAGCCAGAGAUGUUCAGGAGAAAGCUGCAGGAGUGAUUUCUGAGGAUGCAACAGCUGAGAUUGAAAGAGUUACACUGCAAGAAGAUAGUCAAGUAGAUGGUGUGAAAGAAAAAAUGGAAAUGGUUCCAACAGAUGAAGCCAAAGAUGUUCAGGAGGAAGCUUCAGUGCUCAAUCCUAACAAUACAGCAAGCAUAUUUGAAAAUGAUUUGUUGGGAGAAGAUACUAGCAAAAGCGACAUGAAUGUGGAAAAUAAAAUGCAUCCAGCUUCUGAAUUUGAAGAUGUUCAGGAGAAAGCUACAGGGAUGGCUUCUGACUGCACAAGAAUUUCAUUUGAAAAUGAUUUAUUGAAACGAGAUAAUCACGAGAAUGAUGGUAUUGUAGACCAUCAAAAGCAUCAAACAGUUGAAGGCAAAGAUGAUCACGUAGCAGCAAGGUUGGAUUUCGAUGAUAAAACAAGUGAAUUUGAAGAUAAACUGCAGGAAGAUAAACAAGAUGGAAAUGUAGUAAUUCCUGUCGACAUUGGUAUAGAUGAUGAAGGAACAACUACCAUCUCCGUAUCCGAUGAUCCAUUGAAUUUGACAAGUUCUUUUGAAGGUGCAGGGGAUGAAAUAACUGAAGUCAGACAAUCUGAGAAGUCUCCAAAUGCUGGAUUAGUUGAAGCUGAAGAUGAAAAUUCUGAAAGCUUGUCAAAAUCUUCAUUGGAAGGCACUGAAGAACAUGAGAAGCAAGAAGAGUCAUGCUUGAUAGAACAUCUAGUAGUAACUUAUAAUCAUCACCUUGAUAACGAGCCUUCAAUCCAACAAGGGGAUGAAAUAACUGAAGUCAGUCAACCUGAAAAGUCUCCAAAUGCUGGACCAGUUGAAGCUGAAGAUGGAAACUCCGAGAAUUUGUCAAGUUCCUCAUUAGAAGGCACUGAAGAAUAUGAGAAGCAAGAAGAGUCAUGCUUGAGAGAACAUCAAUUAGUAGCAUAUAAUCAUCACCUUAAUAACGAGCCUUCAAUUCAACAUGCAGAUGAAGAGGAAACAACGGUGUUAAUGAUGAAUGAUGUGAACAUGUCAAAUAAUAUACAUAUUCAAGAGUCAUCAAGUGUACAUUCUGAUCAUGAUGAGGCAGUCAAUUUUCUCUCUGAACAAUCGUUCCUUGGCACAGAAUCAGUCCUAGAAGAAAAUUUGCUAGAUACUAAUUCUCAUUGUCAGCAGAUUAAGGAUGAUGGUCUAGAAAAAGAAAUGGAAUCCCAUGACAAGUUAGAUGGAAAAGAUGGAAAUGAGUUUGGGAGCUGUUUGAUAGAUUCUUCUGGAGCAACACCUGAUUCCUCAAGUAUUGACAACAACACUAAUGGUAUUUCAUUGAGCAAGGUAAAUUAUGCUACUGAGGAUUCCCUAAACUCAUUCAUUGAAUCUUUCCUUGAGGAUAAUCCACUUAACUUAGAUCAUGAGGAAAAUUGCAAGGUACUUUAUGAAGAAAGUAUAUUGAGAAGACGUGGAUCAACAAAGGAGAAUUCACAUGAUUACAAGCCGGGUCAAUGCAUGAAAGACUCAUUGGAAGAAUAUAAGUCUGGCAUGGUGUAUACAUGUGAUAUGGCAAGAGGGUCUAAUGGAGACUGCAAUGGAGGAAGAAAUAUAUUACAUGAUUCUGAUGUCUCCAGGCUUGUCACCAAUGAUCAAAGUGAAGAACCUAAAGUCACUGAGAAUGGAGUCCCAUACGAGGCUUAUGUAAACAACUCCAGCAAGGCUUCAGAGGAAAGUGGUGGUGCUUCAGGAGAAAAACAUUCUGUGGUUUCAGAAGCCAAAAGGAUUUCUCUUGUUCCAGGGUUAACUGUUGCUGAUUGCAGACAUGAGGAGGGAGAGAAUUAUAAGAAUAAAAUUGAAGAAACAAAUGAAAAGCCAGAAGCUUCACAUGUCAUGGUGAAUACUUAUGAGGAGACAGAAAUGUCAGACCAAUGCAAUUCUGAUCUGGUAGCUAUAAAUAAGGAAGAAUCUUUUCCCUUGCAAAAUAAUUCCUCUUUGUUGCAUAUCUGUGAUUGCCAUCAGGACAAUGUAAAGCAGACCAAAAGUUUUACUGCUACCAGCAUGCCUAAGUCAGAUUGGAAGCAAACAAAUGAGAGCAACACAUUUGAUUCUUCUAAGUUAACAGUUCCAUCUGUGGACUUGGUUGGCAAUAAAUCACUUGAGGAAGAAGGAGAAGAAUGUCCGCAACACACAGAAGAAGCUUCAUCUGAAGCGACAGAACUAACAAUUUCAACAGCUACCAAGUCCAUUGGACCAUGUUCAAACAAUUAUAUAUUUGCAAAUGGUGGUUAUGAAACAAGGGACAGUGUAUCAAGGCUCAGUACUGAAUCAAACCCUGAUCAUCCUAACAUCUCUUGUCAGAUACAAAAGUCACCAAGCUUCAAUCUCAACCUCAGAAAGGAAGCAAGGCCACAAGAAUCAGAUCAAACUCCAUUGCUUCAACAUGAUAAGUCAGAAAACGAAAGCUUGUCAAAACAGACUGGUCUAAAUCUCAUGAAGUCAAUGCCUCAUGAUGAAUAUGAGCAGUGCAUGUUACAUAGUGAAGAAAUGCCAGUGGAAGAGAAAAUAGUUACCAUGGAGAGAAGUUACUCUAAGAAAUCUAAAGCUCCAUUCAUAGCUCUCUUAAAAGAAGAAGAAGAGACUCAUCUUCUAGACACGCCACAGAUACAAGAUAACCAUGUUGGCACAAAGAAUGCAGUGUCAUCUACUUCACCUAAAAGAAAAGAGAAGCGAAAGCCUCGGUCUUCCUUCUUCAGCAGCUGCAUGUGUUGUGCAACUGUACCUUGAGAAUUACACCUACCAUUCUAUUUUACUUUUCUCCUUUGUGUUGUGAGUUCCUUCCUAAUUUAUCAAGGUUUUAAUCUGAAAGUGAAGUUUUGAUCUGGAGAAUAUUGAUCGUCAAUUUGGCAUCAUGGUUAGUUCAACCAACAGUGAGUGCACUGCAUCAGCUAUGAUCAUUCGUUUCUGUGAUUAUUUUCUGAUGCAAGUUCAAGAUGAAGUGAUUCCUUGUUUGAGAGAUUUCACAAAUGUAGAGAGAGCAACUUUUCUGUCUUUUAUUGUAUGUUGCAACAUUUGUUUAUUUUGUUUUUUCACAGUGAACUUGGAGAUUUAUACUGAUAAAAACUCAUUAUGGUGUUUGAUUUUCGUCCCUGUGCCAACAAAAAAUAG